This is a messenger RNA of Amaranthus tricolor (Joseph's coat), 1431 nucleotides long. Its product is annotated as CRIB domain-containing protein RIC10. Lineage: Eukaryota; Viridiplantae; Streptophyta; Magnoliopsida; Caryophyllales; Amaranthaceae. The record is from RefSeq and is a predicted model, not a curated record. The coding region runs from base 242 to 724 and encodes 160 amino acids. The transcript has 5 exons.
AUCAUGCUUAAUUCUCCAUCAUCCUCUCUAAUCCUUCCUCAAUUAAGCUUCUCCCCUUUCUCCUCCCCAAAUACCCAAUACAAAAAAAUACCUGAAAUAACAAACAUUAAAUCACAAUUUUGCAAACAUUAAAUCACAUACAUUUACCAUUGUUCCAUGCAUCAAAAUUUCAAAAUCAGAAAAAUCAAAAAAAAUACAAAGAAUUUCUUGCCUUUAAAACUCCAAAAAUUUUCAAUAAGCAAUGACCACCAAGAUGAAAGGGAUAUGCAAAGGAUCAUUCAAAUACAUCUCACAAAUUUUUGUGGUAAAAGAGCGUGAGAUGGAAAUUGGGCACCCAACAGAUGUAAAACAUGUGGCUCACAUUGGCUGGGAUGGUCCAAAUGGUACUACACCAAGUUGGAUGACUGAACUUGGAGCAAAUUCAGAUUUGACUGUGAGAUCAAUGGGUAGUGUAGGCGGUUCCAAAGACCAGACAUGGACAUCUCAAGAUGCAACAGAUUUUGAGCGAACCUUUGGGCGACAAACAUCAAAUGCUAGAUUAAGCAACUUUCCUCCAACAAAUUUACCUACUAAUAAUCCAAAAAAACCAAGGAGAAAGAAGACUAAAUCAACAAAUUCAUCCCCAAAAUCGAGCUCAACACGAUCAUCACGAUCAUCCAAGUCUCGAUUUACACUUGGGGAGAGCGAGGAUGGAGAUAGUAGACGCAGCAGCUUGAACUUGUAGAUUAUAUCACAAAAUUUUAAUUUGAUUGACUCUUUAAUAUACUCAUUUCGUACUAUUGAGAUUGCUACAAUUGAUUUUAAAUUUCAGACAUUUUAAAUUAUUUGUAGCAAAUUUAAUAGCACCGACCAAAUUGUGCAUAUAGCAAAAAAAAUGACUUUUGAAAAAAGUCGGAUAAUAUUAUAAGAAAAAUGUGCACAAGGUAUUAAAAAUGGUAGAGAAGAGUGAAUUGAACAGAAGAAAAGCGUGACAUUAUUUAUUAGGGAUUAAAAUGUUAGUGAAAAUUCUUUUGUCAGAAAUGUAAUAACAUAAAUACAAUGUGAAGAAUAGUUGGAUGAUUUUAGUGAAAUGCUGGAUUUCAGAAAAAUGUCUUGUGGUACAAUAUUAUAUUGCCAAAUUUUAAAUAGUUUGAAAUCAGAAAAAAUUCAAAUGUUGGGGAUUAUUUUUUUUCAAAUUUUGUGGUAUUUUUUUUUGAUAAAGUUAGUCAUAUAUAAAAAAAUAUUAGAUUAACUAUUAAUUUUCUCAAAUAAUAAGAUUCUAAAUUUAAUUCUGAACGAAUCAAACGGGUGAGGAGCCAGCUGUUUGGAUGGAUGCAGCUUGCUUUAUUACAACGCUGACUUCUCAUGCCUCCUCCUUCAUUAAAUACUUCUAGAUGCUUGACAACAUGCCUAAGUCAAAUAUUUCAAUAUGUACAUCAAUUUAUACGUAGU